AUGUCAUAUGUAAAAGUUAAGAAAUUUGACAUUAAUAUUGACACUUCAGACGUUUCGCAGCUACACCAUUUGGUGGAAAUGAGUAGUGCCUACGAACGUGAUAUGAAUAUGGAUGGAUCGUUCAUAUUGUUUUUCUUGACUUUGCAAGAGAAAGCAACUCGAAAAUCGAUAAUGAACGAAUACUCUAGUGAGUUGGCAAAGAUUGCUGCCUUGACUUGGAGAGAUGCAUCUGAUGAAUUCAGAAAUAAAUUUGCCGAAAUUAUGAAGAAUUG
Messenger RNA from Acaulospora colombiana, 272 nucleotides. NCBI's taxonomy places the organism in Eukaryota, Fungi, Glomeromycota, Glomeromycetes, Diversisporales, Acaulosporaceae. The record is from the annotation of a GenBank genome assembly.